AUGAUAGAACGCUUAAAAUCAGCUAUCAUGAAUGACUCAGUCUUUCAAACAUUCUUAAAUCCUCAACAACCUAUCACUUGUCAAACUCCAUCACUUUCGAUCAUACCCAUUUUACUCUUACUCUUUUUUCAAUGUUCAUUAUUACAUCCUCAACUUGCAUUUAAUCAAAACUUACGUUUAAUAAGAUUAAUUCUUACUCCUAUCAAUUUCUGGUCAUCUUUAAAAAUUUCAAUAGAUUAUUGUUUUAAACCAUUGGAUCAGAGUGGAAUUUUUAAUUUUUUCUUUAGUUGUUUUGGAAUUCAUUUAUCACUUAAAAGUUUAGAAUGGGGUUUAGCAGAUGAUCAUCAACUUAAAAAAAUUCAUCAAAUCCGUCAUGAAUUUGAUUUAGAUGAUGAUGAUUCUAAAAAAUUGAAAAAGAAUGAUGAUGCUGAUGAAUCGAUUGAAAAUGAUAAGAAAUCUUCUGAUCAACUCACUUUAGAAAGUUGGUAUAUCUGGACAGUUGAUCAAUUUCUCUCCGCUCGGGGAUUCCAAUACGGUUGGGGUAGCCAUGUUCAACCCAACACACGUAGCGCCAUGGAAGUCUUCAAGCGCUUGGUGAAAGUUCACAUUGUUCAUGUCGCUGUAGUAGCGUACUCGGUAUAUAUCAGAGAUAUCGGUUCAAUCAGCAAAGUUCUAGACUCUAUCGGAUUACCAAAUCAUUUAGUAUUUAGAAUUCUUACAGACUCGAUUUCUACAUUCGCCUUUGGACUUUAUAUAGUUUCAAUAACAGAUAUAUCAUAUAAUUAUUAUACACUUUUGGCUUAUUUGAUUUCAUCUUUUAAUCAAUCAUUACCAAAUUGGAUCAAAACUUCUUAUAAUUUAAAAUUAUUUUUACCUCUUUAUAAUUCACCUCAUUUAACUAAUUCUUUAAAUGAUUUAUGGAGUUUACAUUGGCAUCAAUUAUUUAGAAGAAGUUUUAUUUUUAUAGGUGGAAUUCAGUUUUCAAAAUUAUUUAAAUUUCUGGGAUUUAAUAAGCAACUUCAAAAAAUUGCUGGACUUCUUGGUUGUUUUUUGGUUUCUGGAAUUAUGCAUGAACUUGCUAUUCAUUUUGUGGCUAGAUCACCUCAUUCAAACCCUCACUAUUUCUUUAACAGCUCAGGAUUUCCUGGUUCAUUAUUAUAUUUCAUGUUACAACCUUCAAAACAGGUUACUUGA
This is a messenger RNA of Melampsora larici-populina 98AG31, 1194 nucleotides long. RefSeq lists its product as uncharacterized. Bases 1 to 1194 code for a protein of 397 amino acids. The record is from RefSeq and is a predicted model, not a curated record. Gene Ontology annotation, biological process: lipid metabolic process. The transcript is spliced from 4 exons. Lineage: Eukaryota; Fungi; Basidiomycota; Pucciniomycetes; Pucciniales; Melampsoraceae.